UGUGAUUGGCAAAAUUUUUUUCGACAAGCUGGCAACUUCUAUACUUCGUCUAAUUCACAAAAUUUGUUGAAAUAAAUACAAAGACAUGUCCAGCCCAGAUCCAGAAAAAACAGCGGAGCCGCAAAAAUCUGGCAAUGCGCCACCUCAUUACAGCUUUAAUUUCGACAGCGCAGCUUCCAUGAGAGCUCCGCCCCCCUCGUACGAGCAGAGCCAACAGCAAAGAGUAAACUAUAUGCCGUCACCAGCUGGACCUGCGAUGCAGAUACACGUACCAAGCAACCAGUAUUAUGGCAUGACGCAUCAUCAACAAUUACCUGUUAUGCAUAAUGGUUCAGAUUAUGGCUUAGUCGGACCCAGCACCUCUGCAGGUGCUGCUGCUUCGCAUGUUAUUAACGUAGACCCACGUGCUGAGCUGCGUACCACAACUUCGGGAGCUGUUGUUAUACCUCCACCGCCGCCCGGCUGCUUGCCCACGCCCGCACAAUUGGCCGCCAUGCAGGGACAUCCGGUGGUGGUGCAACAAAAGAAGCGUUCCUUCUUCUAAGCCGUCAGGAAUUGAAUCGGAAGAAGCAAUUACUCGAAUGCCUCCUAAUUAUUAUAUGCUUUUAAUGUUUACUUAAUAAAUGAUAUUUCGUCUUGUUCUCGCGUA
This is a messenger RNA of Drosophila virilis, 649 nucleotides long. RefSeq names its product DAZ-associated protein 2. Lineage: Eukaryota; Metazoa; Arthropoda; Insecta; Diptera; Drosophilidae. The record is from RefSeq and is a predicted model, not a curated record.